UCUGAUUCCCGUCACCCCAACUACUGCCUCGCGAAUUGUGUCAGCCGGAACGAACUCGCAAGCAAGCAGCCAGCCCCACGCCAAUGCGACUUUGGACUUUGGAGUUUGGAUAGGACUGGACCCCCCAGGUUAAUUAUGAUGUUUGUAUCUUCAACUAAGUUUUCGACGCCGAAAACGUUUAUAUAAUGCUAGGUUCAUGCCUUUGGUUGCGGAGAAAGCGAGGAGGGUUUAGGUACAGAGCUCUCCUCAAUAUUCAUUAGUCGCUUGGAAAUUCUUUACGGAGUCGAUAGCAACGGACGGAGAGAGCGAGAAAAAUGGAUCAUCGAGAGGUUGGAAUUACAGGAAAAUCGGACCCAAACCUGCUCGACGGUCAUAUAUCUCACUUGGCUCUGGAUAUCGGAGGAUCUCUCAUUAAAUUGGUGUAUUUCUCAACAAAUGAUGACGUUGAUGUUGUUGAUAAGGCGGAGAGGUCGGGAAAGGAGAGUCUGGGUAAAGGGAGGUUCCACUUUGCGAACUUUGAAACUAGCAAGAUCAAUGAUUGCUUAGAGUUUAUACAAACCAAGCAGCUUCAUCUUGGGGUAUGGUGCCGGCACCUUGAAGCUCCUCCAACUGACACGACCAUAAUUAAGGCCACAGGCGGUGGUUCAUACAAGUAUGCAGAUCUCUUCAUAGAAAAGCUUGGCAUUUGUCUUGACAAGGAGGAUGAAAUGGACUGUCUUGUUGCGGGAGCUAACUUUUUACUUAAGGCAGUCCAUCAAGAAGCAUUUACAUAUAUGCAUGGACAGAAGGAAUUUGUGCAGAUUGACCAUAAUGAUUUGUACCCCUACCUCCUAGUUAAUAUUGGGUCUGGUGUCAGCAUGCUCAAGGUGGAUGGAGAGGGGAAGUUUGAGCGAGUGAGCGGAACAAAUGUUGGCGGUGGAACUUUUUGGGGUUUGGGAAGGCUCUUAACGAAUUGUAAGAGUUUUGAUGAGUUGCUGGAAUUAAGUCAUAAGGGAAAUAAUAGAGUGAUAGACAUGCUUGUCGGGGACAUCUAUGGAGGAAUGGACUAUUCAAAGGUUGGCCUUUCAUCAACAACUAUUGCUUCUAGCUUUGGCAAGGCAAUUUCUGAUAAUAAAGAGCUUGCAGAUUACAGGCCCGAAGAUAUCUCCCGGUCCCUCUUAAGAAUGAUUUCGAAUAACAUUGGACAGAUCUCUUACUUGAAUGCUCUCCGAUUUGGACUCAAGAGGAUAUUUUUUGGAGGUUUUUUUAUUCGGGGUCAUGCUUAUACCAUGGACACAAUAUCCGUUGCAGUUCACUUCUGGUCUAAAGGAGAGGCUAAAGCAAUGUUUUUGCGGCAUGAAGGAUUUCUUGGAGCAUUGGGUGCCUUCAUGAGCUAUGGAAAACAUGGUUUUGAUGACUUGAUGUUCCAUCAGUUAAUUCAGUCUGCUUCCCUUGCAGGAGAUAAGAUUGGUAGCCCGCCAAACUGGAAAUCGAGUGAAAAUGAAAGUAUAGAAUGUAGUAUCUAUGCGUCUGAGAGUUUGCAGCUUAGAAGAAAAUGAAAGUAUAGACGGUAGUGGCUAUGCAUCUUAGAAUAUGUUGUUGGUUUCUCCUUUUGGGCUUAGAUACCAGAAGCUAGACAAAGCCACUCUUGGUUCCCUGCAUGCUCUCUGAGUCUCUCAGCAUGUCAAAGAGUGGAAACUUCUGUUAUAGGUGUAACAUAGGGAGAAAAAUAUUGUAGGAAAAAUAUAUGAACGACAAAAUUGAGGGGGCAGAGAGAGAAAGCAACAAGUGAACAAGAUCACUUCCCUAGUUGUUUAUGUAUAAUCUUAGGCUUUGUGGGAUUCUGUAUCUCCUCAUAUUGUAACUUUUAUUAUUUAAUAAAGACGGUAUCUUUUGCUAUAA
Molecule: messenger RNA, 1881 nt
Organism: Juglans microcarpa x Juglans regia
Lineage: Eukaryota; Viridiplantae; Streptophyta; Magnoliopsida; Fagales; Juglandaceae
Product: pantothenate kinase 1-like
Exons: 10
Coding region: 315-1538 (407 amino acids)
Biological process (GO): coenzyme A biosynthetic process
Cellular component (GO): cytosol; nucleus
Molecular function (GO): pantothenate kinase activity; ATP binding
Source: RefSeq, a predicted model, not a curated record